Messenger RNA from Trichomonas vaginalis G3, 834 nucleotides. RefSeq lists its product as uncharacterized. Bases 1 to 834 code for a protein of 277 amino acids. The transcript has a single exon. Lineage: Eukaryota; Parabasalia; Trichomonadida; Trichomonadidae. The record is from RefSeq and is a predicted model, not a curated record.
AUGUCAAAACUUGAACGUACCAGAUUACUCGAUGCAACACUUAAGCUUUUAGUUCAUCCAUCUGAUCUGAAUACAAUUGUUGAUGUUAACAAGAUCAGAGAUGCAAUUGAAUUAGGUGAUGCUCUUAAUGAUACUUCACCUCUGGGAAGGAUAAAAGAUAAAUAUCCGAUCACAAUAUUUUCAAUUAGAGCUGUAAAGGCGCUUCUAGAAAAAAACUAUUAUAAUGAAGCAUUAUUCAUAGCUCCACUUGCAUUCUGGUAUGAAAGCAUACGAAAUGAGGCAUUUAAUGCUGACACAAGAUGUCAAAUGAUGUGGUUUGCAUAUCUGCUCUUGGUACAUCAUUGCAUUCAAAUGAGAGACCGUCACAUUAAGACAAAUCUUGGUGUUCUCAAAAUAGACGGAAACAUUUAUCCGGUCUAUUAUAUGGGAACUUGGGAAGUUGUAAAGCAUCUUACAGCAACAAUCAUUUGUUUCCAAUAUUUUUUCAGUAUUAAUUCAACAUUUUUCAAUUUUUCCCAUUUGACAACCAUGACGGAAGAACAUUUGAAUGGUUUACUUCGCGUCAUGGCUCAUUUUAAGUAUGAUUUGUCAACAACCGAAACAUCUAUUGCAGAAUGUAAUUUAACACUCAAAAUUCAUAAAAAAUACGAUAUUGACUGGAAAACCCAUUCACGUGACUAUCAAGCUGGUAUUACAUUUGAAGACAUUUACACAAUGCGUCAAGAUUCACGUCAAUAUGAAAUGUGCAAAGAAUAUGCAUAUGCCUUGUUAUCCAAAUGUGGAUUUAGAUAUAAUAGUAUAGGGUGUCCAAAGGUGUGUUUAGCACAAACCUGA